Messenger RNA from Nothoprocta perdicaria, 1010 nucleotides. It is a transcript of the gene MEIG1, whose product is annotated as meiosis/spermiogenesis associated 1. The record is from RefSeq and is a predicted model, not a curated record. Bases 293 to 688 code for a protein of 131 amino acids. The transcript is spliced from 5 exons. NCBI's taxonomy places the organism in Eukaryota, Metazoa, Chordata, Aves, Tinamiformes, Tinamidae. Gene Ontology annotation, cellular component: nucleus.
CGCACCGCGGCCAAUCACAGGGCGCCCCCGCUCAUACGUCAUCAGGCUGCCGAUCUUUGAAACAAACUCUCUUUAUGUUCAACUGAGCAAGAAUUGCCCUUAUCAGCCUCUGGCUGGUUAAUCAACUGGCAGGCCCUCAACCUGCAGGCUCUUCAGGGCAGAGGUCACUCUCCCUAGGGGACAUCUUCCYUUGGGGAUCAUUCCCCCUUGCUGGGACAGUAGGACUCCUGCCCUGUUUUUUCCCUUUUUCUCACUAAUAUGGUGGAACGCCUGUUACAGGGCAUCUGAAUUAAUGGUCAGUCAGGAAGUGCCAGGCACGUCUAGAUGCACCCAAGACGCACAUUCAUUAGAUGAACUGAGUACAUCCUGUACAGAAGUGCACAAAAGUAGUGACAUGAAAAAGUCUGACAGUUCUGGAGUCAUGGCUAAAGCUGAUAUCAAACCAAAGUCUAUAUGUCAUGCCAAAAAAUGGUCAGAUGAGGUAGAGAACUUAUACAGAUUUCAGCAAGCUGGCUACAGAGAUGAAGUUGAAUAUAAACAAGUAAAGCAAGUUGAUACGGUAGAGUGUUGGCCAGAAACUGGAUUUGUUAAGAAACUACAGAGAAGGGACAAUACUUUCUACUAUUACGAUAAGCAAAGAGAAUGUGAAGACAGAGAAGUUCAUAAAGUAAAAGUUUACGUUUAUUAGUCUUGUUGUUGUAAUCUGUUUGUAUAUAUUUUUCUAAAUCUGUUUGUCAGUUGGAAAUUUUAAGUAAAUGAGAUUUGUCUAAUCUGACUUGCUCUAUUUUUAAGUAUUAGGUGUCAUUAUUGGAUAGAAUGGGGAAGAGAGGAAAUCUAAAGAGAAUUUUGGAAUUCUGGCCGUGGAAAUUCUAAUUUGAUUCUGGGAUAGCAUACUACAGUCAUAUUAGCCUUCAUUUUUCCAGUUACAAAAAUGUUUUGGCAUCUAAAAAAAGCCAAAAACUUGCAAAUGAGUAUCAUGUGUUUGGUUUAAUAACUGUGUGGAAGGUCUA